Messenger RNA from Anopheles nili, 1985 nucleotides. RefSeq lists its product as uncharacterized. Gene Ontology annotation, cellular component: extracellular region. Gene Ontology annotation, molecular function: chitin binding. The transcript has 3 exons. Lineage: Eukaryota; Metazoa; Arthropoda; Insecta; Diptera; Culicidae. Bases 1 to 1851 code for a protein of 616 amino acids. The record is from RefSeq and is a predicted model, not a curated record.
AUGAAACACAACACCGGAGGCGGUGGCGCACGGAGGGCAACAAAUUUAUGCAAACUCAUAACGACCGCCGGAAUGAUAGCAAUGACCGUCCUUGCCAGAGGAGCUGCGUCGAUAGAGGUGGUGUGCUCGAACGAUGACGACUUUUUCUACGCACUACCAGGGACGAGUUGCAGUUCUUACUAUCGAUGCUACCAGCAUCAACCGAUACGCUUCAGCUGUACUGAUGGUGCAAUGUUUGAUUUCUACCAACAACAAUGCAUCCGCAGUGAGGGAACUUGUUAUGAAGCCAUCUGUACUGGUAAAACAAACGGCUUGUACGCGGAUACUUCACAGGGCUGUCGCAGAUCGUACAGAUGCCGAGGAGCCACAAUAACCACCGUGGAAAAUUGUCCUUCGGGCCAGUUGUUUGACGGGAAAGUUUGCGCCUCGCAUGAACACGUUGUCUGCGAGAACCCCGAGACGACGGCCGCGAGCAUCCGGUAUAAAGCGGACCCGCGCUGCUACGGUCUUACCGAUGGAAACCACGUGCUGCAAGAAGAUGGCGCAAACUGCAAGAAAUACCUGGUGUGUCGAAGCGAUCAAGUCUUGGACGUGCUGGAAUGUCCUUCAGACUAUCGGUUCGACGAGCGUACGAAGCGUUGUUCCUGGGUCAAACAGGACGAAAGCGGUUGCCGUGGCUAUAAAGAACGAGAGUGGGACGAUGACAACAGCUGCGCUUUUCACCCCGACGGGGUCCAUCUGUCAGCGGAUUCACGCGACUGCCGGUCGUACAUCAAGUGCCAAUCGCAUAAGUUGUCCAGUCGUCACGAAUGUCCUUCGAUGACCGUCUUCAACGGUCUACAGUGCGUGCCAGCAUUCCUGUUUCACUGUCCUCAGUUAGAUGCACCAGGCGAUAUCUGUAAUCAACGACACGAUGGAUACAUGGUGGACCCAAGGAAAGGCUGCGCUUUUUACGUACUUUGCGCAGACGGUCGCACCGUUGAGCAGUUUUCUUGCCCAAACGGAUUUCAUUACAACGCGCUAGAGAAUAUGUGCCGCGAGGCAAUCUUCGACACCACCUGCCAUCGGAUACCUUACUCGACCGAGUGCACCCAAAAGGCGUCCGGGUUUUACCAGGACUUCACCACGGCACCGAUCCCAUGUAGUGCAUACUUUCACUGCCAUAACGGAGCGAAGACGAGCUUUCGGUGUGGUCCGGGAUACCUGUUCGAUGGUGAAAACUGCGUUCCCCAGGACGGCUAUCAGUGCCCGGUGGCAGACGGGAAUGCGUGUCGGGGAAAACCAAACGGCUAUUACAAGGAUUUGCGAGCCGGGUGCAGGGCGUACCAUCUCUGCACGGAUGGAAGCAAGAUAUCGUACCUCUGUGGACAUGGGCAGAUUUUCGACGGAGAUAAAUGCGUCAAUGGGGUACAGAAUUCGCAACAGUCGAUUUGCGCCACUGAUUCGCCCUGUGAGGAGCGACCCGACGGGUACUACCAAGAUCGGGACACCCAAUGUCGCCAGUAUUAUUUUUGCCAACGAGGUGAAAAACUGCAGACGCUUACCUGCCGCGGGAGCAAAAUAUUCGAUGGAAGGAGUUGCGUGUCGCCGGACAGCUACACCUGCCCGGGGCUGGAUGAUGUUGAUGCGGCUGCUAGCGAGAACUGUAUCAUGCGCCACUGCGAAUCGGUCUGCGUAAAAGGUGGAUUUUACGCCGAUUACGAUAGCGGAUGUGAGCGUUACUUUUUCUGCAUCGAUGGCAAACAGAGCACGCUGAGCUGUUCUACAAACUACGUCUUCAACGGUGAACUAUGCGUCCCCAAAGGAUCGUAUUACUGCCCGCGGUAUUGUACACCGCCCGAAUCUUGCUAGCAGGACACCUCAAACGCCAUAUGCAUGACCGCAACUACUGAAACGCAAAUACUCUUCGUCACGUUCCACUUUCGUACUGCCUCGACGCUGGGACGCACCAACGCCAAUAGAUGAUAGGUUACCAGGAAGCUUAU